AUGACAUCUGGUAUUGGCCCCGGCGGACAGACUGCCUACAGGACAAAGAGUCAUAUCCUCGCGUUCCAGGACUAUACUGGUAGCUGCGCAGUCUCAGUCUGGCGCGGCCGGGCAACCAAUCCUCUUCCACUGCUCUAUAGCUAUGCGAUCUACUCCGAGCACCCAAACAUUACCCCGGAGAAUGUUGAUGCAGAGGACAUAUACGCGGCUGUAGCUGACGACCCGCUGUAUGGCUCCAACGAUGCCGAAUACCGCCUUGACCUCUACUUUGUUCCCAGGGGCAUUGAGUUUGUAUCAAUGAACGCGGAGCCCACUGGUAGACUUCCCAGACUUGUCUCGUCAUCCGUAUACGACACGGUUCGGCAUCGUUACCACAACCUCACUUACAUUUUCAAAGAGACCGACUGGUCCAGCGGGGAUCAGUUGAUAGCUCGCGUCGAGUUUGACCCGCUAAGCCAGGCGGAGUGCAAGGCCGACAGCAAGGAUCAAGAUGACCCUCAAGAACCAGAUGUCCUCCCAGGUAUCUAUGGGACAGAGCACCGAGGCAGUCUAUGGAUGAAGAUGCAUACAGUCAGGCAGCAGAAAAGGGUGGACGAGCUUCUAAAAGCGGCCAAUGUGCAUCCCAGUCGCAUCGAAUUGGACAUCGCUCAGAAAUGA
This is a messenger RNA of Truncatella angustata, 657 nucleotides long. RefSeq lists its product as uncharacterized. The transcript is spliced from 3 exons. The coding region runs from base 1 to 657 and encodes 218 amino acids. The record is from RefSeq and is a predicted model, not a curated record. Lineage: Eukaryota; Fungi; Ascomycota; Sordariomycetes; Amphisphaeriales; Sporocadaceae.